Ambispora gerdemannii is the source of this 1080-nucleotide messenger RNA. Lineage: Eukaryota; Fungi; Glomeromycota; Glomeromycetes; Archaeosporales; Ambisporaceae. The record is from the annotation of a GenBank genome assembly.
AUGAAUACGAGAAAAUUUCUAGAAAACACGUGCGUAGUGGUAGACGAAGAUAAAUGCUCGGAUACAAUUGAAUUCGUCCAAGAAUUUGUGCGCGAAAUAAUAAAAAUAUUUAUUGUGUAUUUAGUGUAUGUACUUUCAAACACUAAUACUGUUACUCCGAGAGUUUCUAUAGUGUCUAUAAUACCGUCAACGCUGUUAAAUAACAAAAACCAAGCUUUCAAUAACCAAAAUAUCAAGUUUUUGGUGUAUAAUCCAUUUCCGUAUCAUACAACGUAUACUCAAGGCACGGAUGCUAAUAAUAGUAAUGGUACUCAAGACACGGAUGCUAAUAAUAGUAAUGGUGGUGAUGAUAUUAAAACAACAACUAACGAUAAAUUGAGUAGUAAUAACUCGAUAAACAUCCAAGAAAUUGAACAGGACCGUAAAAGAGACGAGGAAAUACAGGAAGAAACAACAACCAUCCAUAAAGUGAUAGUGAUAUUAUGUUCGUUAGGGGGUGCUCUCUUAUUGGUGGCUAUUGCGAUCGCAAUGCUUUAUUGGAAAGUUCGUCAACAACAAAAAAUUACCAGUGCUAAAUAUUUAUCUAAUCAUCACGAUGACAUUACACCUUUAUCAAGAAAUUCCGAAAAUAACAGUUAUACGGAUGGUGGUAGUGAAAAAAGUACCGCACCAACAGAACCUCCAGUUCAUCUAUUGUAUAACAUCCAAGUUCAUAAUUUACCACCACAAGCUACUGCUCCGACUGCUCCACCCGCAGAAAAAAUUGAUUUAGUGGUUAAUGAUUAUGAGGAUGAUAAUGAACAUUUACAAGGGCAACUAAAUAGAAAAGGACAUUCCUUAAAUCCUCAUCCUACGUUACCACCAGCUUACACGCCCACUGCACCUCCACUAUAUUCAUUAUCAUCUGCUCAUCAUCCAGAUUACAAUGCUGCUGGCCCUUCAAUACAAGAUAUAAUAUUAAGUACGGAGGGAGCUUAUUUUAUUCCUUCUGUUCCUGUAUAUCCAUCCUCGGCUAUCGUACGAUCAUCUACAUCACCGAUUGUAGCAAUACCACAGACAACAAUAGCUGCUACGUUGCCU